Perkinsus marinus ATCC 50983 is the source of this 321-nucleotide messenger RNA. RefSeq lists its product as hypothetical. NCBI's taxonomy places the organism in Eukaryota, Perkinsozoa, Perkinsida, Perkinsidae. The transcript is spliced from 4 exons. Bases 1 to 321 code for a protein of 106 amino acids. The record is from RefSeq and is a predicted model, not a curated record. Gene Ontology annotation, molecular function: peptidase activity.
AUGGCUGUCGGUGCUGGCUUCGAGACGAGCGAAAACAUCAGGUACGCCUUCCCUGAACUGGUGUCCAUGGACUAUAGUCUCUGGCCGUAUAUAUUUCAAUUGGAUUUCGCCCCCGACGUCUUCACGCAUCUUCGCUUCAUCGCCUGCCUCCAUAGGAGUGUGUCUUCCUUCCUGCACGUUAUUUGGACGGGUUACUUCGGUGGUUAUACGUACGUCAACGUUUAUGUUGGUAAAAUAGGAAUAUUUAUUACCGUUGCCGUGUCACUACAGCUCUUCGCCGAUCGUGUGAUGAGCAUCUCUGAGUUCAAUAUAGUGGUCUAA